AGCAAGAGGGGAAAAGAGAGAGCGCGUGAGAGAGAGAGAGAGAGAGAGAGACAGCAGAGCAGUCCCAGGCUUCCUCAUCUCGUUCACGUCAGAGGCAGGAACCGACUGUGCUAAGGCUGUGGGCUCAACACGCAGAGACAGACAGGAGCGGACCCAGGAGAGGAAGAGCCGGGGGUCCUCCCUGACCCGACCAGUUACCACUGGUGGAGCAAGCCGCCUGACUUUUUGGUCUUAUUUGGGCUGCCUCCGCUUCCCCUUCCACUCGCAGCCCUGCCGGCUCGGAUCUCGUUCCUGUCUUGGAGCCUGCUCCCUUCCUCUCGGGGAAGGAGGAAGGGAAGAGAAGCGAGCGAGGUGGGCUCUAGGUGAGCGCAUCAGCCGGCUCAGCCGAACACGCAGGAAUCCUUCCCAGGGAGCCGCUCUGCUCCAGCCGGCACCGGCCCGGGCUCUGGCUCAUCCCACUGCACAGAGAGCGAUCUCUUCUGGAGUUAGGAUUAAAGAGUGUGCAGACAGCAGCGAGAGGCAACCCCGAGACUCCAUCACAAAAGAUUCCCACAACUCCAUGCCGUGUGCUGAAGGCUGGUCUUGAACGAGCUCUGGCUGAGAGAAUGGGGGCAGAUGGGGAAACAGUGGUCCUGAAGAAUAUGCUGAUCGGUGUCAACCUGAUCCUUCUGGGCUCCAUGCUCAAGCCCUCAGAGUGUCAGCUGGAGGUGACCACGGAAAGAGUCCAGAGGCAGGCAGUGGAGGACGAAGGAGGCAUGGGCAACUACAGCACAUCCAGCAAAGAGCAGCCCAUGGUCUUCAACCACGUGUACAACAUUAACGUACCCCUGGACAGCCUCUGCUCCUCGGGGUUAGAGGCCUCGGCCGAGCAGGAGGUGAGCGCGGAAGACGAGACUCUGGCAGAGUACACAGGGCAGACCUCGGACCACGAGAGCCAGGUCACCUUCACCCACAGGAUCAACCUCCCCAAAAAGGCCUGCCCGUGUGCCGGCUCCGCCCAGGUGCUGCAGGAGCUGCUGAGCCGGAUCGAGAUGCUGGAGAGGGAGGUGUCAGUGCUGCGGGACCAGUGUGCCACCAACUGCUGUCAAGAAAGCGCGGCCACAGGACAACUGGACUACAUCCCUCACUGCAGCGGCCACGGCAACUUUAGCCUGGAGUCCUGUGGCUGCAUCUGCAACGAAGGCUGGUUUGGCAAGAACUGCUCAGAGCCCUACUGCCCGCUGGGCUGCUCCAGUCGGGGCGUGUGCGUGGACGGCCAGUGCAUCUGUGACAGCGAAUACAGCGGGGACGACUGCUCCGAGCUCCGGUGCCCCACGGACUGCAGCUCCAGGGGGCUGUGCGUGGACGGGGAGUGCGUCUGUGAAGAGCCCUACACGGGCGAGGACUGCCGGGAGCUGAGGUGCCCCGGCGACUGCUCGGGGAAGGGGACCUGUGCCAACGGCACCUGUUUAUGCCAGGAGGGCUAUGUGGGCGAGGACUGCGGCCAGCGGCGGUGUCUGAAUGCCUGCAGCGGGCGAGGACACUGCCAGGAGGGGCUCUGCGUCUGUGAAGAGGGCUACCAGGGCCCUGACUGCUCGGCAGUUGCCCCUCCAGAGGACUUGCGAGUGGCUGGGAUCAGCGACAGGUCCCUUGAGCUGGAAUGGGACGGGCCGAUGGCAGUGACGGAAUAUGUGAUCUCUUACCAGCCGACGGCCCGGGGGGGCCUCCAGCUCCAGCAGCGGGUGCCUGGAGAUUGGAGUGGUGUCACCAUCACGGAGCUGGAGCCAGGUCUCACCUACAACAUCAGCGUCUACGCUGUCAUUAGCAACAUCCCCAGCCUUCCCAUCACUGCCAAGGUGGCCACCCAUCUCUCCACUCCUCAAGGGCUGCAAUUCAAGACUAUUACGGAAACGACCGUGGAGGUGCAGUGGGAGCCCUUCUCGUUCUCCUUCGAUGGGUGGGAGAUCAGCUUCAUCCCAAAGAACAAUGAAGGAGGAGUGAUUGCUCAGCUUCCAAGUGACGUCACCUCCUUUAACCAGACUGGGCUAAAGCCUGGGGAGGAAUACAUUGUCAAUGUGGUGGCCCUGAAAGAACAAGCCCGGAGCCCCCCAACCUCGGCCAGCGUCUCCACUGUCAUUGAUGGGCCCACGCAGAUCCUGGUUCGAGAUGUCUCUGACACAGUGGCCUUUGUGGAGUGGACCCCACCUCGAGCUAAAGUUGAUUUCAUUCUCUUGAAAUACGGCUUGGUGGGCGGGGAAGGCGGGAAGACCACCUUCCGGCUGCAGCCUCCCCUCAGCCAGUAUUCGGUGCAAGCGCUGCGGCCCGGCGCCCGCUACACGGUGUCGGUCAGUGCGGUCCGAGGGGCCAACGAGAGCGCAUCCACCACCACCGAGUUCACAACAGAGAUUGAUGCCCCCAAGAAUUUACGAGUCGGCUCCCGCACAGCAACCAGCCUUGACCUUGAGUGGGAUAACAGCGAGGCAGAAGUUCAGGAAUACAAGGUCGUCUACAGCACCUUGGCUGGGGAGCAAUACCAUGAGGUGCUGGUCCCCAAAAGCAUUGGUCCAACCACCAGAGCCACCCUCACAGAUCUGAUACCUGGCACCGAGUAUGGAGUCGGAAUAUCUGCCGUCAUGAACUCCCAACAAAGCGUGCCGGCCACCAUGAAUGCCAGGACAGAACUGGACAGUCCCCGGGACCUCAUGGUGACAGCCUCCUCCGAGACCUCCAUCUCCCUCAUCUGGACCAAGGCCAGUGGCCCCAUUGACCACUACCGAAUUACCUUUACCCCCUCCUCUGGGAUUGCCUCAGAAGUCACCGUGCCCAAGGACAGAACCUCGUAUACACUGACAGAUCUGGAGCCUGGGGCAGAGUACAUCAUCUCCAUCACCGCGGAGAGGGGUCGGCAGCAGAGCCUGGAGUCCACUGUGGACGCCUUCACAGGCUUCCGCCCCAUCUCCCACUUGCACUUUUCUCAUGUGACCUCCUCCAGUGUCAACAUCACCUGGAGUGACCCGUCCCCCCCAGCAGACAGACUCAUUUUGAACUACAGCCCCCGGGAUGAAGAGGAGGAGAUGAUGGAGGUCUCCUUGGAUGCCACCAAGAGACACGCCGUCCUGAAGGGUCUGCAGCCAGCCACCGAGUAUAUCGUGAACCUGGUGGCUGUUCAUGGCACAGUGACCUCAGAGCCCAUCGUGGGCUCCAUCACCACAGGAAUUGACCCUCCCAAAGACAUCACGAUUAGCAACGUGACCAAGGACUCAGUGAUGGUGUCCUGGAGCCCUCCUGUUGCAUCUUUUGAUUACUACCGAGUGUCAUAUCGACCCACCCAAGUAGGACGGCUGGACAGCUCAGUGGUGCCCAACACAGUGACAGAAUUCACCAUCUCCAGGCUGCACCCAGCCACUGAAUAUGAAAUCAGCCUCAACAGCGUGCGGGGCAGGGAGGAGAGCGAGCGCAUCUGCACUCUGGUGCACACAGCCAUGGAUAACCCUGUGGAUCUGAUCGCUACCAACAUCACCCCCACGGAAGCCCUGCUGCAGUGGAAGGCUCCAGCCGGUGACGUGGAGAACUAUGUCAUUGUCCUCACACACUUCUCAGUUGCUGGAGAGACCAUCUUGGUGGAUGGAGUCAGUGAGGAAUUCCAGCUCAUCGACCUGCUUCCGAGCACCCACUACACCGUCACCAUGUAUGCCACCAGUGGACCUCUCACCAGCAGCACCAUCAGCACCAACUUUUCUACCCUGCUGGACCCUCCCGCAAACCUGACUGCCGGCGAAGUCACCCGACAGAGCGCACUCAUCUCCUGGCAGCCCCCCAGGGCGGAGAUCGAGAAUUAUGUCCUCACGUACAGAUCCACGGAUGGAAGCCGCAAGGAGCUGAUCGUGGACGCAGAGGACACCUGGAUCCGGCUGGAGGGGCUGUCGGAGAACACCGACUACACAGUGCUCCUGCAGGCGGCCCAGGAUGCCACCAGGAGCAGCAUCACCUCCACUGCCUUUACCACAGGGGGCCGAGUAUUCUCUCACCCUCAAGACUGUGCCCAACAUCUGAUGAACGGAGACGCUCUGAGCGGAGUGUACACCAUCUUUCUCAACGGGGAGCUGAGCCAGAAGUUGCCGGUGUACUGCGACAUGACCACAGACGGCGGUGGCUGGAUCGUAUUCCAGAGGCGGCAAAACGGCCAAACUGAUUUUUUCCGGAAGUGGGCGGACUACCGCGUGGGUUUCGGGAGCCUGGAGGACGAGUUUUGGCUAGGGCUGGACAACAUACACAGGAUCACGUCCCAGGGCCGCUACGAGCUGCGUGUGGAUAUGCGAGACGGACAGGAGGCGGCCUUUGCGUACUACGACAAGUUCUCCGUGGAGGACGGCAGGAGCCUGUACAAACUCCGCAUCGGAAGCUACAAUGGCACUGCAGGGGACUCCCUCAGCUAUCACCAGGGCCGCCCCUUCUCCACAGAGGACCGCGACAAUGACGUGGCAGUCACCAACUGCGCCAUGUCCUACAAGGGAGCCUGGUGGUAUAAGAACUGCCACCGGACCAACCUCAACGGGAAGUACGGGGAGUCCAGGCACAGUCAGGGGAUCAACUGGUACCACUGGAAAGGCCACGAGUUCUCCAUCCCCUUCGUGGAAAUGAAGAUGCGGCCCUACAACCACCGUCUCACCGCGGGGAGGAAGCGGCGGGCCCUGCGGUUCUAAACAGGGGACGGUUGAUCUUCCUGUCAUUUGUUUGUAUUUUGUAAUAUGCCACAAGGGGGGAGGGUCAUAAUGAUGUGCUUUGCGACAUAUUCAGAGUACUUGGAGGAAGCGGGGUGAGCAGGAAUCAGUGACUGCCACCGCUCCUAGUUUCUGCUGCCUUGGAGCCUGACCCCAGCUCCGUCUGCACUGGCCCUCCUCACCAGUCGUCCCCGACCUUCCCCUCCUCUCCCAACAAGGAGGAAACGUGGGAAGUUUGCUUGAAAGACACUCUGAAGGCCCCUCGUGGAGUGCAGGUGGCUGCAGGGACGCGGGCCUUCUUGUUCGACCCUGCUCCUGAGAUGCCUCUACCUUCCAGGUAGCCUUGGUCUGGCCAUGGCCUUCCACCGGCCCAGAGAAGCAGCCUCCGCCAGGGAGCUUGGCCAACAAUCCCCUUCCGAGGGCAGAAACCCGCCACACCCUGACCCGAGGGCCGGAGUCCUUCAGAAUGGGCGCAAGGCCGUCCUCUCUGCCACUCUUACUUUUUAAGCGCUGCGGCCUCUUCCCAGCUGCUUAGCCCUUUCCCUACCUGCCGUCCCCCGAGACCCCAAGGUCCCACCCACCCCACCGCUCAUCUGGAAUCAGUUCCCAAGGCGUUGCCCACUCCUGGCCCUGGGUGGUGUGGUGGCUGUGUCCCCAGGAGUCUCAAGCCACUGUCCCCAGCUCAGGGCAGCCAAUCUACAGAUGCCUGGUGGCAGGAAGGAGAGGUGGCUUUGUUUCCUGCAGUCUGGGUCUGGCAUCUGGAGACGACAGGUUCAGCGGGAAACACGGCCUAUGCCCAGCUCACUUUCUCCAUUUCCAGUCUGAGUUAUCACGGACAUGUUUGAAAACUUGCCAACAGAAGGCCUGACUUCUGUCUUCUGCCAAGCUCUCCUUGGUACAGGUGACUUAAUAAGAGUCAGGAAAAGACGUUAUAAGACCCGUCAGCCGUUCAUCCCCUGGCGGGAGUCCCGGGAGGCGACAGAAUGUUUGUUUAGGAGGUUUUAUUUUACUUAACUUCAUUUUAUGUUCUUCCUGUGGGAAACAGAAAUGACCCCUGAGUGAGUUGAGAUCAUGGGAAGUCUUUCUCCAUCUUCCUUGUUGUAAAUGAAGGGUCCGGAGGAGAUAGCAUUUAGAAAUCUCAAGGGGGGAAGGGCGGAACGGGCCUGUUUCUGGGAUGAGAGGGGCUGCCUCCACCAGUUUUCACCCCAGAGAACUGGAGGCGCUGGAAGCCGUGGCCUCUCAACUUCCCCUCGACAUCCAAUGCCAGCUGCCACCUUCCCUCCCAAGUCUGUGUCCCAUCCAGGGCUGCCUUCCGCCUUUCCUCUCCCCUUCCUUAGGUCCCCCUUCUGUCCUGGGCAGGGCCACUUUGUCAAACACGGGCGUUGUGUACCUUGGCCAGCGCCUCCAUGUCCACACUCUGACCAUGCUUUGGUGAUCCUGAAGGGACAGUCCCUUCUGGCGUCAGGAGGAUGAAGUCAGCCUGACAUUUACUGUCGCCUCUCCCUUUUGUGGGCUCCAACAAGGCUUUGUCCCCUACUGGGCUGUGGACAGGGUUGACAUACCUGGGGCCAAAAAAUGUAGGUGGUGUUUUCAUUUCUCAGUUCAAAACGAAGAGAAGGAACAAGAUAAAUGUGUCGAUUUAAUAAGAUUCAGCCUGAGCAGGACGACCACAGAGAGAGGGAGGCAUACUGGAUACAGAGCUCAGGAGCUAAGGGACAGGUCUUCCUUUGCCGUGUCGCCAGCCGCACGACUUUGGGCAGGAUGUUUCACGUCUCUGGGCCUCAGUUUCCUUGACUGUUGAAUGAGAGACUAGAAAAAAAUUCAACUUCUCUUUCAAUUUGCACAGUCAAUAGUGCAAAUCCAUGAGAUUGAUGAGAGCAGUGAGGUCAUAGAAAUCUGCCAGAGCCCUGUGGGGGAGGGCAGGGCAGAAAGAAGGAAGACAGGGACAGAGGGAGGGAGGGAGGAAGGGGGAUGGAUUCAGAAGUCAGAAGUCACGUGCAUACACACACACACACACGCACACACACACACACACACACACGCACACACACACGCUGCAGAGAAGACGGUGCCAAGGAAAAGGCUGGACUGUGUCUGCGAGCCGAGCCGGGAACUGGGUGUGCCGGUGCAGCCCACCUCAUCAAGGGAGCUGGACCGGAACCAGAGUGUGUGCCGUUAGUCCAGGGGACGCCAAGAGACGUCUGUGGAAACCAAGACCUGCCUUUCGCCGGAACCAUUUUGCACUGUGGAACGUUUUUAUAAAUAGCCCUGGCAACAUUACCUAGAUUCAUUUUAAAGAAUGUUAAAGCAAGAAAGGGACUUCAAAGAUCAGCUCAGCCAACCCUCUAUAAAAGGGUUGAUAAAUUCCUUUUGUUCAGGAGAGUGAUCUCCUCAGGAGUUUUAACCAUUUUUUAGGGGACUGUGCUCCGCUGUCGUCCUGAGACCUGUGGUCAGCUUGACUCAGACCUUCUUCACUCCACUCACUUCCCUUCUUUCUAAGCUUCUUACGAAGAAGCGGCUUCGGAGCUGCUUAAGAUUCAUUCCUCAGCAUCCUGUUCCUCUAAGCACCUGUGAUUCUCCCAGAGAGGGACACAGGAAGCCCCGCAGCAGCCUGCAGCUUCCACAGGAUUCAGAAGGAAUGGCAUUAGACCCUGCCGGGAAAGCAGUCUAACCCGAGACACAACGCGACUCCUUUGCCACCCCACAAAAACCAAGAGCAGCUCCCGUGGCUGCAGAGGACCCCCACCCAGAGCUGGAGCAUAAAGAUAUGGUUUCCACGUGUUGAACUGACAUUGUCCAGGGUUGCUGCUGGAACGUGAAGAGGUUAUCUUCACCUUCAUCAGGGAGAUGAACCUGUGGAAGGGAGGGGCCUCGCUGAGAGUGUCCACAAGGUGGUGCUUGGGACACCUAGCCACCUCCUGUAACCCCAGAGGAGCUCUCUGCAGACUGAGGACCCCAGGGUCCCCCUGGUUUCCAGAACUCAGAGCCACCAGGCACCCAGGGCUGAUUUGUAGUGAAGGUUGAUUUGUAAAAGCACAACCACCAAAUGGGAGCCGAGGAAUGGAGAACACGCUUCUACAGACAAUCCCACCCUGCCCCUCACCGACUCCAGCCCUCAAGUGACGGGACACUGCUUCCUUCCACCAGCCAGCUCUCUGCAGGCUGGAAACCGCUGUUUCCGAGACAGACACGAAGACUCGAGGUUGCCGAUGAGCUCAGUUCUCACCCCAACAACCUAAACACGUUUUUAUUCUUCAAAUCUAGUUCCAGAACAGAGUUACAGAUGACGGGACAGAAGGUCAUUAUAGGAUCUUUUCAAAAGCUGUUUUUAAACCAUCCGUUGAGAAAGCAUUUAGGAGCUCCUCUUGGUCCUUUUCUCAAGAAAAAGAAAACUGGAACCUGUGGGAACACCGGAUGCACCAAGCUGAGGGGCUUGAAAGACUGGCGGGUGGCCUGGACAUGGGGCAUGGACAGUUCUUUCUUUCUUUCUUUCUUUUCCUUCCUUCCACCCAGAAUUUCAGGAAAGCUGGAGCCAUAUGAUUUUCUACUUACUUUCUUGUCACCAGACUCCUGUUCAAUCAAACUCCUUUGUUCCAUUUCUUUCCCUUCAAAGCAGGGGAAGGGGCUCACCUUCCGUCUCUAUUUGCAUCUCACCAUCGACUCUUAAAACUUUGAAAAAGACACGGAAAGACUCAAACUAGUUCGAUUUCACUAACCACAGGAGGUGGAGAGUUUGUUUUUGCUUGCUUUACAGUGAUCAAGAUUACAAGAGGGGUCUUGGGGACUUUGGAGGCCGGGGAUGGAUCUAUGAAGCUGGAGCUGCAUCUUCACCUAAGAUCCCAGAGUGGUCCACUUCCUUCCAGGCUAGGGGACCGGCAGGAACUAGCCUUUGGGGCUGGAGUGGCAUGUCGCCUCUCUCUGGCUGCAUUGCAGGUCCUUUGAGAGCAUUUCUGAAGAUCUUUGGCUGAUUGCUUCCCCAAACCUUUGCUUCUCCCAUAACUCAGCUUCUCAUAUCUGUAAUAAGGUUUCCCUCAGAUAAUACUUGGGACUUUGGAUACAACUGGGCCAAAUGAGAACUCGCAGUCCAAAUAAAAACUUCCAAAUCACAUGGGGAAAACAAGUCUAGGAUCCUUUAAGAGUGAAUGUUGGUGUGGAUUCAGGUUGAAUUGGAAAAACCCAGCUCAUUCGAACCGUAUCUAACACUGGAUUUAUUUAAGCCAGUUCUGUACUUUUUUUUUUGAGCUCUGAGGAACAGCUAGGAAGAAGGAAAAAUUAAAAAUCUAAUAAAAGAAGCAGAUAGAUCAUUGGAGAUUAAAAUUAAGACUUCUCCAGAUGGCCCCACAUUAAAAAUGCAGAGACCAGGCCUGAGUGGCCAUGACAAAGGUGCCAGCGUUACCUUCCCCAGUUCUGGCCUCCCGUCUCCAAGCAGAUCUCCUCAGUCACCCACCUCACCUGAGGAAGAACCAAGGCACCUGAGGCCUUGCGCCCAGAGCACGGGAAAAGGCCUUGUCUGCUGGCUGGGCCCGUCCUGCCUGGACCUCACUUUUCCUCCCCCAGCAGUCACCGCCUGGACUCCAUCUCCAGCAUUGCCGAUUUAUUUUUCAAGGUCACUCCCUGCCUGAAACAUGACUUCAUCACACCUGCAGCACUUCAUUGUCCAAAUGUCCUUGGCAAACCUCACAGUCUUUGGACAGUGUUGCAUUUUCUCCAAACAGGAAAUCCUCCCUCCUUCUCCAGGCAGAGAACCCAAAGAGCACAGCUCUUGUUUCUCAGGCAAACUUGGCCCCCGUAUUAACUUAAUAGAACAGCUCCUGAUUGUCUGGGCGGUGAGCCUGGCUAACGCUGAAUUUCCAGUUCAGAAGCGUUGAACCCUUGCAUCCUCAUCGAGCCGGCCCUCCCAGGCACUAGCACGGGCUCUCUGGCACCACGGUCUUGGGUGGGGAAGUGCAAGGUCCUUCACACGCCCAGGAAGCCUGGAGCACCUGAGCCCCAGAGAGGGGUGUGGAUUCAGAUGUGUGGCCAGGAGAACACUAGAUGGUCUUCCGGUGACUGUUGUAGCAUCUCCAGGGAAACCAGGCCUGCUUUUUGCCAUCUUGCACUCCAACACUCACGCACUCCACCCUGCCUUCUAGACCCACAUUGGAAACGCACAUUCAGAGCCAGAGGGGUUUCUGGAGAUCCCCUAACCAAAUCCUCUCUUUUUACACUCAAGUAAACUGAGGCCAAGGCAGGUUAGGCCACUGACCCGAGUGUCUCAGCCGAUUAGUAACCAGGCUGAGGUCAAGCAAUGCAGACUUUUAUUAAUCUGUCUCUCCUCAAAUGAAGAUUGGGAAAAUGGUCUUUAUCACACACCUACGUUUCCCAGACGCUGUGCGAAGACCUUUGCAGACGUUACUCUAUUAGGUCCUCACCACACCCCGGGUCAGAUCUCAGCAUUUUACAGACAGGGAAAGGAGGACAGGGAGGUUAAAUGGCAUGUCCCAAGUCACACAGCCACCAGGACAGCCCGGUCAGAGCCUCCUCAUCUACAGGAAAGCCCUGGGUUCUCUCCCUCGUGAAGCUGCUGCCUUUCAUACACAUUCAGCCAAGCGGCCGCUACCUGGGCUUUACUAAUGCUCUUGCAGAGAUGCUUCUGAGGCCACUGCCUGUCUCUUUCUUUUAAGAAAAGGCGAUUCUUGCGUUGGUUCUUGACACACGUUCCAGGGCUCCCAGCGUGGGAGAGGGGAGAAACAUAUGGCAACGCUCUUCUUCUUCACGGGGCAGGGGGAGAGGGUCCACAGCAGGCUUGGCGGAGAAGGUCAGGACCAGGACACGAACUCCUCCCCCACCCCACCCUUUGGGCAGCACAGUGGCCUCUUCCUCUCCCAGCAUCGGAAGAGGGGGGCAUUCCAGAGCCACUCUUCUCAAGCUGGAGCAGACGGGGUGGCAGGGCGGAAGAACCCAGACUGAACACCGCACCUGUUCCUGGAGCAUCAGUUUGACUCUGGAAUUUGGGAGAAAGGUUUAGACGAUGAAUGCAUUCAAACCAGGGCAAACAAUAGCCAGGGCAGAAAGCUCACGAGUGUUUUGGACCAAGAUCAGCAACUUGCAGAUAGACUGGGAUUAGCUCCCCCCUGACUCCCAGGGGUACCAACACCUUCAGGAGCCCCCAGGGGAGCACCGCAGAAGACAUUUUUGGUGAAAUGAGUGUAGAAGAAGGUAGGAAAUCCAUUAAUUUUAUUUAUCCCCUGGUCUCUGUCUCCAUUCCUUACCUGCCUCGUGUCCCCAGGGGGUGGGGAGCCUCAGACAGCAGUUGGCUACCAUCUCGGCUCCUUUGCUACCUUGGGGGAAAUUAGAAAGAAAGCAGGGCUUUGCACCUCGUGGUUUCAGCUGCCAGGCCACAACUCCAGACGGAACCCCUUUCCCUUAGCUGAAUGAUGUGGAAAUAAAAAGGAACAGAUCUUCCGGAGGGAGAUCUGUUCCCUGUCCUGUGGCCCCAGCCGGGAGCUUGGGUGGCAGUGACAGCCACGGCUGUUGCUUUCCCACUGUGUUUCCUGCAAAGACACCGUCAACCAAGGACCAGCCCAUUCCCCACCAGUAGAGGCACCCCGAGGCCCUCAGACCCCAGGGUCGGAAUCUGCACACCCGGGUUCUGAACACCCAGGCUCCCUCCCACACACACACACACACCGUUCACACACGCACAUCCAAUUAUUCCAACUCAAACAGCUGCCAGGCCCACAGGCAUUCCCAGGGGCCCUACCCAAGCCACAGUGACUUUGAGGGGCUCCGGGCAGAUGAACCCACCCUGGGCAUCUCUAGAUUGUCGCUCUGAGAACUCAUGAACACCAAGUCCUCCAGUCCUUCUGAUUUUGAGUUUGUCAUUUUUAACCUUUAACAGCCUUUUCAGGUAAAAAUAACAAAGACCGACUUUGUAGCUACAAUGUACUUGAAAAAGCACUUACUUAAAGACUGGGACGAAGGAAAAAGAAAGACAAUAACGGAGUGCAUCCUCCCCGGCGCCGCACACCUCAAUAAACUAAAAUCAGAACCCACGGAGGGGGCCGGGGGAGAACCAUGGCCCUGUCCUUCAUGGCACCGUAGCUCAAAGCCUGGAGUCUGCUUGUUAACCAUUGUUAACUAGUAUUUUUAGUCCUGGUUGCUUUUAGCCUCUGUAUAGUUCCUUUUUUAAACACAUUUUCUAUACGUUAAUAAAAGAUCCUGAAGGAA
This is a messenger RNA of Ictidomys tridecemlineatus (thirteen-lined ground squirrel), 11909 nucleotides long. RefSeq names its product tenascin R (gene Tnr). Lineage: Eukaryota; Metazoa; Chordata; Mammalia; Rodentia; Sciuridae. Gene Ontology annotation, molecular function: protein binding. The record is from RefSeq and is a predicted model, not a curated record.